Molecule: messenger RNA, 267 nt
Organism: Rotaria sp. Silwood2
Lineage: Eukaryota; Metazoa; Rotifera; Eurotatoria; Philodinida; Philodinidae
Source: the annotation of a GenBank genome assembly
AUGGCUAGUAACAAUGAAUAUGAAAUCGCUCUAAUCAAGAAUGAAAUAGAUGCUCGUUUAUGUGCUAAAUUAAUUGCGGAAGAGUUUGCUUUACACAAUCAUUUGUCGGCUUUUAAUCAUCCAACACCUGAAGAAUUAUUUAAUGGAUGGGUUUGGUCAUUAAUGAUCGAUACACUUAAUGAAAAAUUAUCAUUUCUUAUACGACAUUGUCCAACGAAUGAAAUUGUUGCAGUAAUUAUAGCAGGCGACCUCUUUUUAGAGUGUUAA